This is a messenger RNA of Nasonia vitripennis (jewel wasp), 3933 nucleotides long. RefSeq names its product ankyrin-1. Gene Ontology annotation, molecular function: protein binding. The coding region runs from base 437 to 3553 and encodes 1038 amino acids. Lineage: Eukaryota; Metazoa; Arthropoda; Insecta; Hymenoptera; Pteromalidae. The transcript is spliced from 3 exons. The record is from RefSeq and is a predicted model, not a curated record.
ACCCCAUGCACUACUUCUUGUGAAACCACUAUUCCACAGACCAUCAUGUGAAUUGUGAACAGAUCAGACCUCGACAGCAGCUGAAGAGAGACAGAUCGAAAAAUAAACAAAGAUGGAGAAGAUCAGUUUUUACGUUUGCCUGGAAAUAAAUGAGAGAAAGUAAAUAAUGAGUGACAUUUCUGCUGGUUUUGCAACAUCUUUAUCGUAACCACUCGCCCGAUUUGGCCUGGAAUUCGUUUCUCGAGUAUCGUGGUUAAAUAAUGCGGUCGCGCACACUGUAAACACACGUCUCACGUGAAUUAUAAACAAUGGAUUAGAUGUGGAAAUGCAGAGAAAAAUCAUGUAAAUGGCUUGGCGAUUGAUACAGAUACAUUAGCGCCAGGAGCUGUCAUUUCGGACAUCUUUGUGAAGAUGUAUCAGCUGGGCUCUUUGGCGAAUGAAGUUUCAAUUCAAAAGUUAUUUUAGUAUUUUUCAGAUGAAUUUCUUUAGUAAUAUGGGUCAAGAUGAGUCUGUUAUUGCAGCACCAAACCAAAAUUACACAGAUAAUAUGGAACCUUGGGUGAAAUUUUACGAAGAUGAUGGUGAUCUAUUACUAGCCCAAGCAGCUUCUUAUAGUAGUUAUCAAGACUUUGAGAAUGCAUAUUAUAAGGAGUACCAGAGUACACCUUUGCAUCAUGCCAUCAAGAGUUCUAAAACUGAGAUUGUUAGAAAAUUAUUGCUCAAAGGUACGGAUAUCAACAAUCUUGACUAUAUGUCUUAUACACCUCUGUAUUACUCCAUUACUGCGGACAGUGAGGAGAUAGUAAAACUGCUAUUAGAUUAUGGUGCUGCUGCUAAAGGCAGCUUUGUGGAAAAUGACAACGAAGUGUCAUACUUUGAGCGAGUCUGCCAAUCGUGCAAUUGGAAGAUUGUUAAAUUAUUUCUUAAUUAUGGUUGCAAUGCUAAUGAAGUAUUCAUCAAUGAUCCUUGGAGCUAUCCAAAGUACUGCAGGCCUCUCCACAUAGCAGUGAUUUUUAAGCGCCUGGAGACAAUCAAAAUAUUGCUCAACUACCAUGCAGAUGUCAAUGAUAUAAAUCAUAAUGGCGAAUCUCCUCUUUACUUAGCAUGUGCAAGGAACUAUGUAGAAGCAGUUGAGUUGCUCUUGAACAAAAAUGCUUUGGUUAAUGUAUAUGCUAAGGACAACACCACUCCACUUUAUCAAGGUAUCAAAUGUGGGAACAACAAGAUUGUUGAACUUCUUUUGUCUAAUGGAGCUUAUAUAGAAAACGAAAAUAUAGAUACAGUUAUGAAUAUCUGUGAUCCAUUGCACGUUGCUAUUUCAAGGGGGUACUUGAAAAUACUUGAAGAUCUCUUGAGCCAUGGUCUGAAUGUUAAUAUGAAGUAUGGCGUGUCGAAGAACGAAAAGGAUCCUGCAUUUUUACAUACUGCAGUUGAGAAUGAACAAAUUGAAAUUGUUGAUUUACUUUUAAAGUACAAUGCAGAAGUCAAUAUCAAAGAUGGACUAGGGAGAACACCCUUACAUAUUGCUGCAGCUAAUGAGAGUGAAGUAAUGAUUGAGUUACUUUUACAGUAUGAUCCAUAUCUCAAAGUUUCACCAGAGUAUUCUACACUGAAUGCUGUUGACAAGGAAGGCACGACUCCAUUUCACAUGGCUUGCAAAGGACGAAGCAAUGACUGUGUGCAAUAUCUCCUUGAAUGCGGUGCGGACAUAAAUGCGGAAAACUACAGAGGAGAAACAUCGCUGUACUUUGCCUGCGAAGUCGGCGAUUUAAGCAUAGUACAGUUGCUAAUAAUGAACAAGGUAUCAAUUAACGUUUGCACAGAAGACGAGCUCACGCCGUUGCAUAUAGCCGUCAAAAACGGCCACGACAGGAUAGUCGAACUGCUCCUAAUCAAUGAAGCUGUCACUGUAUGCCUUGACAAAAAUGGAAAGAUUCCACUUGAAUUCGCCGUCGACAGCUGGGACAUGAAAAACAUUGAACUCCUGCUGCAAUAUAAUCCAGAUGUCAACAACGAAUGCUACAGAAAAGUUUUCCUAUCUGUGCUACGUACUCACAAAACAUUCGGUUUAGAAACAAUUGAGUGCUUCUUUAAAUAUGGCUACAUAAUGACUCUGGAGGACAAGGCCAACUACGCGAUACUAUUUGAUUGUGUAGUGAAUGGCUACAUCAACAUUGUUGAAGACUUGCUUAACGAAGGUGCCAACAAGGAUGCACAUAUGAAGGGCGAAACGUUGCUGCACAGCGCGACUAAGCACCGUCACUGUGAAAUUAUCGAGAUGUUGAUCAGUAGGAAAGCAAACGUUCACGCAAAAGAUGCAUUCGGCAAGAUCCCAAUCUUCUACGCAAUUGAAAGCAACGACAAAACCAUCGUCGAGUUGUUUCUUAACAACGGCGUCGAUGUCAGGGCAUACCCAGAGCUGCUGCACUAUGUCAUCAUCAAGUGCAGCAACAACUGUAUGGAUAUGAUCGACAUUUUGUUAAAACACGGAGCUGAUAUCAACUAUUGCGACAAGCAUGGAGUGAAUGCAUUGCAUCUGAUAAUUCAGUUCCUGUGCAAGGACAUCAGGGCUGAGCAGUACAGCUUAACGAAGCUACAUGACUACAUUGUCACCGAUACGAUCGUCGAGACAGUAGAAUAUCUGCUCGAGCGUGGAGUGAACGUGAAUGCGAUGACUAAAUUCGGCUGGACAGCGCUGCAUAUGGCUAUAGUUCUGGACGAUAACCUGGAGAAACUCAUUGAGACGCUUCUUAAGUACGACGCGGAUGUGGACUGUAAAAAUGAGUUGGGCAACACACCGCUGCAUCUGUCUUGUCAGAAAGGAAACUUCGCGGUCAUUGCGAUACUUCUUAAUUUCGGAGCUGAUGUUAAUAUCGAAGACGCAUCCGGUCGAACACCUUUGGAUUCUGUGUUCGAAAUCAAGUACGAUUAUCAGAAACAAGCGGAAGAGAUAUAUACGGCAAUCUUCAUCAAUAACUUCGGCGAUCUAAUCAGUUCGUACUACACGACCAGGACCUACAUAAACUUUUGCAACGAGGCCGUCACCAUAUUCCAAAAUCACAUUAUCAAGAUGCGAACUGCCAGGCUGUAUCUCAGUCCUAAAAACGUCAAGUAUUUGGAUGACAAGCAGAAGCUUUUCCAGGAGAAGUGCCAGUCGGAAGUUUGUAGUAUCAAGGAGUUAAAGAUCAACAACUACGUGACUGUCUACGACGUCUUGGUGAAGGAUGUCACCGAAGUUGCAAGGUACACCAAAAACGAAAACAUUCAGAUGAUCUGCGAAAUCUUGGAUAACCCGUUGAGAUUCCCGAUCUACGGAUCUAUGAUAGUCAAUCGAUUGAGGAAGGCUGUGAGGAGAGAGACAUUCUUGGAUAAAGCCAAGGAAUCGCUGAAUAUUCUGAGCCAAUACGGGCUGCCAGACAGUUGCACCGAGAACGUUAUUAUUUAUCUGUCAAACGAAGACUUGAAGAACUUGUGUAAUAUUCUUGUGAAAAGCGAUUCCAAGUCGAAUUCUGCUGAGCAGGACGGCUCCGCGAAAGUUUUACUUAAUCUCUGAACAUAUGGCUCUGAUGAAUUUUUUAUCAAAUGGUCGUUCAGGCGAUUUUCGUUUUAAAAUUAGAGUUUAUGAAGGUUUAGUAAAUCAAGUCAAUAAUGAGAAUGCGAUUCGAUCCCGAUAUUAAUUGAACUUUGAUUUGCUUUAUUUUACAUAAUGUCGAUCGUGAAAAUCUAAUAUAUAGAGUCGAUUUUUGAGUUGUUUGGUUUGUUUUUAAUAUCGAGAAGUAUGGUACUAUCGACGAACCCUAAUCAACGAUAUAUCAUUUGAGAUAUUUAUUUUUACAAUAUUUGUAAAAAGAAUAUAUGUAUAGCGUUGUUAAGAGGAAAUUUUGAAUACUUACAAUUAAUAAAGGCACAUAGUAUUUGUGGUUGCAAAUAUAU